ACUUGUACUUGUCUACAGUGUGUGUGGAGAUGGGCAAGCGGAGAGUGGAUGAUGCAGAGGACGUGAUCGAUGAGCGUGUGGCUAAGCGAGGGAAGCCGCUGGGUGAGGGGGAGGAUGGUAGGAUGAUGGGGGGGGAGGAGGCGGUGACGGGCAAGGACAAGUCCAAGGACAAGUCCAAGGACAAGUCCAAGGCCAAGUCCAAGGGCAAGGAUAAGGCCAAGUCCAAGGACAAGGCCAAGGCCAAGUCCAAGGACAAGGAUAAGAGCAAGGACAAGAGCAAGACAAUGACCUCGUCCAUGGACGAGGGUGUGACAGAGGCGACAGAGGCCGUGGACAUGGUGGUCGAGCCCGCCGAGAGCGACAAGGCCGUCAUCAACAAGCUGACUGGAAAUCCGAUGCCUCGGGACAAGGCCAAGAGCAAGAAGAAGGAAAAGGACGGUGGGGCCACUGCUGGCCGCAAGAAGCCGCGGUGGAAGAACUCGGAUCAGACCACCGUCUUUGUGGCCAAUCUGUCGUUUAAUGCCAUCGAACCCAAGGUCCGCAAGCUGUUCGAGGACAUCGGUAAGGUCGCCGACGUGCGCUUUGUCAAGGAGAAGGAGACCGGCGCGUUCCGCGGCCUCGCCUUUGUCGAGUUUUUCACCGCAGACGCCGCCCGCAUCGCCGUCGGCCGCUCCGGUGAGCUGAAAUACGCCGGCAAGCAACUGCGCAUCGAGCACAGCCAGACCCGGCUUCAGAUCCCGCGGGCACAGCUUGAAGCAGCGUACGACGCCGCCACCGGCGAGCUCGACACCACCGCUCUCCCGCGCUUCCUGCGCCGCGCCAUCAAGCGCGGCGAGAUGACCACCGACGAGCUACUCAUCCGACUCGGCCUCCGCGAGCCCGAGCCCGAGCCCGAGCCCGAGCCCGAGCCGGCGUCCGACAAUGGCGACAAGCGCAGAAGCAAGGCCAAGGGCGGCGACAACGACGAUGACGCCACCAGCGACAACGACAAUGCCGAGGCUGAGCCCGCCGAGCCGGCUCCGCCGCCGGCCGAUCUCUACGCCGUCCACGUCCACAACCUCUCGUACGACACCACCCAGGCGGAUCUAGCCAAGCUCUUCGCCAAGUACGGCACCGUGGUCUCGGUCACUGUCCACACGGGGGUCAACGGCGCGCCCACUGGCCGCGCCACCGUGCUCUACUUCUCCGGCUCGGGCGUCCGUGCCUCGGUCGUCAACGCGGCCGGCCUUGUGGUCAACGAGCGCCACAUCCACGUCGCCCCGGCCCAUGAGCAGGUCAUGAAGGGCACAACGUACGGCAAGGCCCUGCGUACCAAGCAGCGCGCCGCCGAGCUCGCCGCCGAGCUCGCCGCCAAGACCAGGCGCUCCAAGGGAGCAAGCAGCCGUGGCCGCCGUGGCCGCGGUCGCGGCGGCCGUGGUCGCGGUCGCGGCGGCCGCGGCCGUGGCCGUGGCCGUGGCCGUGCCUCUGCAGGUCCGUCGCGCGGCUCGCCGGCCAUCCGCGGCGGCAAGUUCUUUGCCUCGUGGACCGCCACCGCUGACUCGUGAACAGCCCAGUCCCCCUGAUCAUGUGAUGAAUCCCAUGCCAUCACUUGCCGUCCCAACAUCAAUGUGCUUGUCCGCAGUGCCAAUGAAACUCGCGCAUCAACCCGA
Thecamonas trahens ATCC 50062 is the source of this 1649-nucleotide messenger RNA. RefSeq lists its product as uncharacterized. Gene Ontology annotation, molecular function: RNA binding. The transcript has a single exon. Bases 30 to 1544 code for a protein of 504 amino acids. Lineage: Eukaryota; Apusomonadida; Apusomonadidae. The record is from RefSeq and is a predicted model, not a curated record.